This is a messenger RNA of Arvicanthis niloticus (Nile rat), 5063 nucleotides long. It is a transcript of the gene Gpr155, whose product is annotated as G protein-coupled receptor 155. The record is from RefSeq and is a predicted model, not a curated record. Gene Ontology annotation, biological process: intracellular signal transduction; transmembrane transport; negative regulation of BMP signaling pathway. Gene Ontology annotation, cellular component: membrane. Lineage: Eukaryota; Metazoa; Chordata; Mammalia; Rodentia; Muridae.
AGGCCAGGGGCGGGGCCUGAAGGCGGGGCGGAGGUGGGGAGGAGGUACCGGGCGGCAGACGCCUAAGAUAGCUGACAGGACCGCAGCGGCUCAUCCCUCCCUUUCUGGGAACGUGGUAGGGCAUCUGCCGCUGGCACACGCCACUAGAAGAGGGCUCGGGGCGGGAGAUGACGGCGGUGUGCUUGCUGCUUGGCCCUCUGCGAGCACCGGCUUCCUUCUCCUUGCAGCCGGAGCUGCAGACCUAGCAGACUCCGUUAUACUCCACCAAAAGUUUUACUCAGCUUGGAGUGACCACAGGCUGGAAGGACCGUCGGGUUCCAGUGUGACUCCUCAAACUAUCCCUGAGAACUUCUAUUGAGAAUCUGGGUGCAGAGACAAGUUUGGGAGUGGAGGGAAGAGAAAAAUGGAUUCUUAUUUCUCAGCAAAGAACUCAACUCUUGCUGUUAAUAUAAAUGAGACCUUGUCUGCCACUUAUGGAUUUAAUUCCACCAGUGACCCACCUUCGAUGUCAAUAACCAGGCUUUUCCCAGCCUUACUGGAGUGCUUUGGCAUAGUCCUUUGUGGCUACAUAGCAGGAAGGGCCAAUGUCAUAACAUCAACACAGGCCAAAGGACUGGGGAAUUUUGUCUCCAGAUUUGCCCUUCCAGCUUUAUUAUUCAAAAACAUGGUUGUGCUUAAUUUUUCCAAUGUGGAUUGGGCUUUUCUAUACAGUAUCUUAAUUGGCAAAGCCUCUGUAUUUUUCAUUGUAUGUGUAUUAACCUUAUUGGUUGCCAGUCCUGAGAGUCGAUUUAGCAAAGCUGGACUGUUCCCUAUUUUUGCUACACAAAGUAAUGACUUUGCUUUGGGAUACCCUAUAGUUGAAGCUCUGUACCAAACUACAUACCCAGAAUAUCUCCAGUACAUUUAUUUGGUGGCACCAAUAUCUCUUAUGAUGUUAAACCCUAUAGGGUUUAUCUUCUGUGAAAUCCAGAAGUCAAAAGACACUCAAAAUGCUUCUCAAAAUAAAGCAAAAAUCGUGGGACUUGGAUUUCUACGCGUGUUACAGAACCCGAUAGUAUUUAUGGUCUUCGUUGGCAUUGCCUUCAAUUUUAUUCUUGAUAAAAAGAUCCCUGUAUAUAUGGAAAACUUUCUGGAUGGGCUUGCAAAUUCCUUCUCUGGAUCAGCCCUGUUUUAUCUUGGUCUGACCAUGGUAGGAAAAAUCAAGCGACUGAAGAAGUCGGCGUUUGUGGUACUUAUUCUUCUCAUCACAGCCAAACUCCUGGUGCUGCCCCUUCUGUGCAGAGAAAUGGUGGAACUCCUGGACAAGGGUACCAGCCUAGUGAACCAUACAAGUCUGUCAAACUAUGCGUUUCUAUAUGGCGUCUUCCCUGUGGCUCCAGGAGUGGCAAUCUUUGCUACACAGUUCAACAUGGAAGUAGAGAUUAUAACCUCAGGAAUGGUAAUAAGUACAUUUGUGUCUGCUCCAAUCAUGUAUGUCUCUGCAUGGUUAUUAACCUUUCCUACCAUGGAUGCUAAGCCGUUGGCAUAUGCCAUUCAGAAUGUUAGUUUUGAUAUAAGUAUUAUCAGCCUGGUCUCCUUGAUCUGGUCUCUGUCUGUUCUUCUCUUGAGUAAGAAAUAUAAGCAGCUCCCUCAUAUGCUUACAGCUAACUUACUCAUCGCUCAGACUAUUGUUUGUGCUGGAAUGAUGAUAUGGAAUUUUGUAAAAGAAAAAAAUUUUGUUGGACAAAUUUUGGUGUUUGUUCUAUUGUACAGCUCCCUGUACAGCACCUAUCUGUGGACAGGCCUUCUAGCAGUUUCUUUGUUUCUUUUAAAGAAGCGUGAGGGUAUACAGAUCCCCGUAGGAAUCAUAAUCAUAUCUGGCUGGGGAAUCCCUGCUCUCCUUGUGGGCGUGCUCCUGAUAACUGGGAAACACAAUGGAGACAGCAUUGACUCGGCUUUCUUUUAUGGAAAGGAGCAGAUGAUCACCACGGCAGUCACCCUGUUCUGCAGCAUUCUCAUAGCUGGGGUGUCACUCAUGUGCAUGAACCGUACCACCCAAGCUGGUCACUAUGAAGGAUUCGGCCAAUCUCAGAACCACAAACCAGUAGAGCCUGGAAGCACUGCAUUUGAGGAGAGCCCAGCACCAACAAAUGAACCAGAGCUCUUCCCAAGUUCUAUCCCAGAAACAAGUUGCUGUGCUUGCUCCUUGGGAAAUGGUGAAUUACGCUGUCCAUCAAUAGAGCCAAUAACAAACUCAAGUGCUAGUGGGCCAAUGCCUUCUUCCUUUGAGAAAACCGACCACUGUGUGAGCCGCUGUGACUCCCAGAGCUGCAUCCUCGCCCAGGAAGAGGAGCAGUACCUGCAGAGUGGAGACCCACAGCUGACCCGGCACGUCCUGCUGUGCUUGCUGCUCAUCAUCGGCCUGUUUGCCAAUCUCUCUAGCUGUCUGUGGUGGCUGUUCAACCACGAGACGGGACGACUCUAUGUUGAAUUACAGUUUUUCUGUGCUGUGUUUAACUUUGGCCAGGGAUUCAUUUCCUUUGGAAUCUUUGGGUUGGACAAACAUUUAAUCAUCCUACCUUUCAAAAGAAGGCUUGAAUUCCUGUGGAACAAUAAAGAAGCAGCAGAAGACAGAGAAUCCCCAGUUUCUGAGGAAAUAAAAAUGACCUGUCAACAGUUCGUACAUUAUCACCGUGACCUGUGCAUCCGAAACAUCGUCAGAGAAAGAAGGUGUGGUGCAAAGACUUCUGCCGGGACCUUCUGUGGCUGUGACCUGGUGAACUGGCUAAUCGAAGUCGGCCUUGCUUCUGACCGUGGUGAAGCUGUGAUCUAUGGAGACAGACUGGUGCAAGGGGGAGUCAUCCAGCACAUCACCAAUGAAUAUGAGUUUCGGGAUGAAUAUCUGUUUUACAGAUUUCUUCAAAAGAGUCCUGACCAGAGUCCUCCUGCCGGUACUGUAAGCAACCCCCAACAGGAAAGCUAUAAAGAAAUUGGUCACUCAUCUCUGUCCUCACUCUCCCCUAAGAUUUAACUUAUAGAGAGAACCCCACAGGAAUCAUACCCUCCAGCCUCAUAUCUGAUCCUUUUAGCUGUGGGACCUCGGGCAGGUCAUCUCUUCUGUAAAAUGCAAAGGCAUUCCUACCCUGUACUGACACGCUAUAACUUUAUGUGUAUAUAAAGCACAUAGGAAACUGACAAGAGAAACCAUGAAGUUAAAAGUUAUGAUAAUGAAUAUAAUAGUUGCUAUAGAUACCACUAUUGUCCCAAUAGUUUAAAAUCGUUUCUUUCUGAAACUGUUUGUUAUAAUUACAAAGUCAGCAUCCAACUGGCUGUAAUUUUAAAUUGCCAAAUUUGGCAAGUUUGCUGCUCUCAAAACAAACCUUAAGACAACUUUACAUUUAUCAAUAACACUUCCCCCAACAGAUUUUUGUUCAUUCUGGUAAAAGGUUUUAUUUUCCCUCCCACUUCUUUGACAAAUUCUGCCCAUUCAAAAAUUACAACUACUGUUUUGUUUUUGAGACAAGGUCGCAUGUAGCCCGGGCUGGCUUCAAAUUCCCUAUGUAGCCAAGAAUGGCUCUUAACUCCUGAUCUUCCUGCCUCUGCCUCCUGAGUUCUGGGCUUAUUGGUAUGUGCCAACAUGCCUGGCUAACCCCAGUAUUUUUUUAAAGUAAUUUUAAAAUUUAUUUUUGAUAAAACACCAAUUUUAAAGGUUUGUCUUUUUGUGUCUUCUAUCUAAACUACUAAUGUGUACCAAUAAGAAAAGAAUAAGAACAUUAAUAUUAUUAUCUCUGUUAUAUUUCAAGGUAAAAAUUUUAAGUAAUUUGAUCAUAUUCAUUUAAAUGUCUCCCAUCCAAGUACUAACCAGGCCCGACCCUGCUUAGCCUCCGAGAUCAGACGAGAUCGGGCGCGUUCAGGGUGGUAUGGCUGUAGACCCAUUUAAAUGUCAUAAGAAAUAAUGCCAUGAGAUGUACUGUUUCUGGUAGUUUUAAAAUAUACUGUAGAAGAAAAGUCUGCUUUAUGCAUUGAGAAAAUAUAUAGUCAGGAACUUAAAAUUCUAAACCUAGCAUCCUACCUUUAGAAUUUAGUCUUUUUUGUAUUCAUGUCUAAAAAAAUUUGAAAGUUUAAAAAUUAGCAAGUGUUGCUUAGUCCCUCAAGAGUUUAAAACAAAAUGACAUGAACACAGAUUUCUUACAGGUCUGGAGGCUAGUAGUGUAAGAGUAGGCAGCUGAGCACUAAGCCUCUGGGGAGGCCCCAUUUCAGGUCCACCAAGGGAGCCGCCUGUGGUGGGAGGGAGGCUCUGAAAGAGCAAACCGCAUGUUCACACCUCUUCUCUCAUGAUCCACACUUCUCCAGGUCCCCUCACUGGGGUUGGGUUUUGAAGAGACACGUCCAGCCCAUAACAGCCUCGGGUAAAGCUUCCCUCUCAGUUAAUCUGCACAUCUUUUGAACAGCUACUUCAUUAUUAGAUCUCAGUGAUGGUUUAACUUAUUUUAAAUGUUACUUAUCUUACUUUAGUGUUUCAUAUAUAAAAGCCAUUUAGGAAAUUAUGGGGUUGGUGCCCUGGCCCUUUUAAUGUAGCAAAUACAUAUUGAAAGGAAACUUUGCAUGGAAGCCUAGUGUAUGUAAAAAGAAAUGAUGUUUAUUUUAUGUUAUGAUCAUGGAAUUGGGAUGUUUUAGGCAGAACUAUAUUGCCAUAAAACUUAGGGGGAAAAGGAGACAUGCCUACACUGUACGCCUAAUGCCCAGGAGUGCGCGUAAGCGCUCGCCUUAGCAGCCUUGAGUGACAAGACAGAAUUCACAGGUAUGCGGGCAACUCAAACUCAAGUGAGGGAAUUUGUUUUGUUUAUGAAUAACCAUAUUAACUAUGCUCUUUCAUUUGCACAAAUGGAAUCUGAAACAUUAUUGUCCUUGGGAGACUCUAAAAGAAAGCCAUAGAUCAGAGUGACUUGCAGUUUCAGAUGAUAGAGGCUUUUAAGCCAUGUUUUUAGGAUUAAGGAUAAGCUAAUUUUAUUAAAUGAAAAUAUUUGUAUGUUACUUUCUCACUGACAGCACGUUUCUCAAUAAAAUACCUAUUUUAACUUGCA